This is a messenger RNA of Saccharomyces eubayanus, 990 nucleotides long. RefSeq names its product putative hydrolase (gene EAT1). The transcript has a single exon. Bases 1 to 990 code for a protein of 329 amino acids. Lineage: Eukaryota; Fungi; Ascomycota; Saccharomycetes; Saccharomycetales; Saccharomycetaceae. Gene Ontology annotation, cellular component: mitochondrion. The record is from RefSeq and is a predicted model, not a curated record.
AUGUCAGGACUACUACAUAACAAGGCGCUGCCUUAUAAAAGAAUUGUCGAGUUAUCAUUCCAUCGAACACGAUUGCCAUCGAAUGUUUCAACAUUAGUGAAAUUUGAGCAAAGGCCCGCCAUCGUUAAUAUCCAUGGGCUUUUAGGCUCACAUGUAAUGUUUCAUUCUCUUAACAAAUUCCUUUCAAGAAAGAUUGACGCUGACAUUUUUAGUGUUGAUGUAAGAAACCACGGCAUUUCUCCCAAGGCGUUCCCUUACGACUAUACUACAUUGACCAAUGAUUUGGUGAACUUCAUAAAGACACAUAUUGGCUCGGAAAGGCCUAUAUAUCUGUUAGGGUUCUCAAUGGGUGGGAAAAUUGCAUUAUUAACUACCUUGUUCAAAGGUAUCAAUAUUCAAAAAUGUAUAUCUAUUGAUUUACCGCCCUAUGAAACUCCAGAAUUGGACCCUUUAAUAGUACAAAACUAUGAUCUAAUAAUGCAGAUUAUUCGUAGAGAUGUUAAAAUUCUAAAGGGUUCUCCUAAUUGGCAGAAAAAGGUUCUCGAACUAUUCAAAACUCUAGACUGUAAUCAGAGGAAGUGUGGCGGAUCUGUGGCUCUCUACUUUGCCAAUGGUUUCCUUUCUGUAAAAUCGAAUAAUAUUCACCUGGCACAACCACAUCAUAUGCAACAACAGGAUAGUAGAGAAUUUGAUCCUUAUAUAAACUUUUCGAUGCCCCUCUCCAGUAUGCCUCAUUUGUUAGAUGAAGUAAAAAAAUGGCCCGACUUAUCAGGACAGGAUAAUUUCUUUCUAAAGGGAAUAACCGAACGUAAAGUUUUAUUCAUGAGGGGCUUGCAAUCUAGCUUUAUCAGCAGCGAUUAUUCUCUUUUGAGGGCUAAGUUUCCAUGCGCCGAUGUUAAGGAAUUUGACACUGGACACAAUUUAUUAUUGGAGGAUUCAGAAGCUUCAUUCAAGUGCAUUUUAGACUUUUUCUGUGAACGACAGCAUUAG